Molecule: messenger RNA, 717 nt
Organism: Beauveria bassiana ARSEF 2860
Lineage: Eukaryota; Fungi; Ascomycota; Sordariomycetes; Hypocreales; Cordycipitaceae
Product: DNA-binding protein
Exons: 1
Coding region: 1-717 (238 amino acids)
Source: RefSeq, a predicted model, not a curated record
AUGCUCCGGCGAUUGAGACGCUUGUCAAGCCCUCUGGAGGUGCGCUCAAGCUUGAGUCGGAUCCGACAUAAGUGCUCGGGGCGCCGAAAACUGCUCUGGCAGCUUCUGUACCCGCGCCCGUGGCACUUCGAGGCGAAGCCACUUCCGCCUACCCACGAUGUGCUCAUGGCCAGAGCCAAGGCCGCGGAACCUCUAGCGAGCACGUCUCGAGUAGUAGUAGUGAGAUCCGACUCCCUAUUGCAGCGCAACAUCCGUCAGCUCCAAAAUAUUCCUCUGUUCCGCCUCCGGGACACGCCGCUCUGCUCGCUCUACCGGCUUUACGAAGAUUUAUGCAGCGGCGAGAUUAUCCUCAUGGGCUACGAGUCCGACUACUUCUUUGCUCACAACGAGGCGUCGUGGCGACUGUCCCAAAUUUCAGAUCCCAAAGAUGCGGAUGUUGUUCGAUACGCUGUGCUGGCAAGUUUCGUUGAAGCACUCGUCGCCGCUUUCAAUUGGAAGAUUGAGGAGGGACUGCGACGAAAUGGCAAGCACGCCUUUAAAGUCGAGGAUAAAGCCGACUAUCCGCGCUUCCUCGAAACAGCUCCUAGCUGGACAAGCAGGGUUGGGCCUCUGGCGGAAACGAUCGACCUACGGCUCCCAAGUAACAAAGACGGGGUAAAUGAGAUUUUUCAAAAGCGAAACAUCGUAGCGACGUUGGGAUAUCUGUAUUGUGUGUAA